Messenger RNA from Olea europaea var. sylvestris, 1084 nucleotides. Its product is annotated as probable ascorbate-specific transmembrane electron transporter 1. Lineage: Eukaryota; Viridiplantae; Streptophyta; Magnoliopsida; Lamiales; Oleaceae. Gene Ontology annotation, molecular function: oxidoreductase activity. The transcript is spliced from 4 exons. The record is from RefSeq and is a predicted model, not a curated record. Bases 132 to 791 code for a protein of 219 amino acids.
UGUGCAUUUGGCUUCGUUUAACACACUUCUGGAAAUUGAAACAGCUCUUCUUGUUUCAGUACCUUUUAUAUAUAUUAAUUUUCCUUCUGCAGCUUCUCAUAAAUAGGAGUGUUACAAUUUGUUGAUUAAAAAUGGCACCAAAAAGAAGUUAUAACUAUGGAAUGUCAUCAUUUCCAGUGAGUAUGUUUGCUCAUUUGUUGGCUAUAGCAAUAACCACUUUGGUGCUGGUUUGGCUUCUUCACUUCCGCGAAGGCCUCGCUUUCAAAUCAGCUAACAAACCGAAGAUUUUCAAUGUGCAUCCACUGCUAAUGGUGAUAGGUUUCGUCUUGAUUUCGGGACAAGCUAUAAUGGCAUACAAGACAGUUCGAGCAAGAAGAAAUAUUCAGAAAAUAUUUCACUUGAUUCUGCAUUUUAUUGCUUUGGCUGCUGGCAUUGUGGGCAUAUAUGCAGUUUUUAAGUAUCACCACGAGUCUGGACUUCCUGAUGUAUAUACUUUACAUUCCUGGCUUGGAAUCUCUACCAUCUCCCUUUUUGGUUUGCAGUGGAUUUUCUCCUUCAUUUCCUUGUGGUUUCCUGGUGCAAAACCAUCAGCAAGGGAUAGGCUUAUUCCAUGGCAUGCCCUCUUUGGUGCGGUUAUAUUCUUCAUGGCAAUUUUGAGUGCUGAGACUGGUUUGGUCGAACGAUUCAUUUUCCUAAGCUUGAGACGGAGUCAAGAAGCGCUCAUAGUCAACUUUACUGGUCUAUUGAUACUCCUAUUUGCAAUAUCCGUCGGUUUCACUCUUCUUCUUUAGCGUCCUUAUUAAGGUAUCACAUAUCCAUGUUAAGUCGCUUGUGAACGUCAACCUAGCUAGCUUAGUUCCAUGUUGAAGAGGAUUGUUAAUGUUAGUAAAAUACUCGUGUAAAGUAGUAGUAUAUUUUAAGUGUUGAGACUGGUUCGGUCGAAAGAUUCAUAGAUUGAGAAGAGCCCAUUACUACUCAACUUUGUUCACCUAUUGGUACUCCUAGUUGCUAUUUCCGUUGUUUUAGGGGGUGUUUGAUAGACAUUUUUUAUGUAAAAAUGUAUUUUAGAAUAGUAAAUUGAUGU